Messenger RNA from Nylanderia fulva, 3325 nucleotides. RefSeq names its product UDP-glycosyltransferase UGT5-like. Gene Ontology annotation, molecular function: UDP-glycosyltransferase activity. The record is from RefSeq and is a predicted model, not a curated record. NCBI's taxonomy places the organism in Eukaryota, Metazoa, Arthropoda, Insecta, Hymenoptera, Formicidae.
AUAGAAUUCAAAUAAAUUGAAAUAAAACUGAAAUAAAAAGUGAGUGAAAAAAUGCAGAUGAUUAAAGUGAUGUUUCUUUGGCUAUUCUACCUGUCGGUUUGUGACGGAUAUCGUUUUCUCGGGCUCUUUCCUUUUCAUGGCAAGAGUCACUUUGUUAUGUGCGAGCAAUUGAUGAAGGGUUUGGCCAGGAAGGGUCAUCAGAUCGACGUGAUCAGUUCUUUUCCAUUAAAACCGUAUCCGAAUUACAAUGAUAUUAUAAACAUUACACCGCCUCUAAAAUUAGUUAAUAAUAUGUCAUACGAAUUUAUGCAAAUUUUGUUAGCGGGCAUGAAUCCGGUACAUGCCGUUGCAACAUUAGCAGGCAAUGAUAUUUGUGGAAACUUGGAAAAUCCGGAGAUACAAAAACUGGUGCAUAAUCCACCGAGAGAUCCACCUUACGACGCGAUACUCAUAGAAGUCUUUGGUGCUCAGUGUUUCGCAAUUUUUGCGCAUUUAUGGAAUGUUCCUCUGAUCGGAAUCAGCACAACGUCACUGUAUCCGUGGCUACCACCAAUAAUCGCUCAACCAGAGAGUUUGGCUUUCGUGCCGAACAAUUGCCUAAGUUUCAAGCUUGGUCAUAUGAAUUUUUGGCAACGUUUAUACAACACGGUACACACGGUUUAUAGCAAAUUACAUUUUUAUUAUCUCACGAGACCGCAAAAUGAGAUAAUAUGGAAGAACUUUGGACCUGACAUGCCGAGUGUACGAGAAUUGGAGUCCAAGGUGGCGUUGAUCCUCAUCAAUUCCCACAUCACUCUAAAUGGAAUUCAACCAAGGACACCUGCUCUUGUAGAUGUGGCAGGAUUGCAUGUCCAGGACGAGAGCUUAACGUUGCAACCUGAUUUGGAGAAGUGGAUAAACAAUGGCAAAGACGGUUUCGUCUAUUUCACUUUCGGCUCGAUGGUAAUGAUCGAGACGUUUCCACGCAAGAUUUUAAAUAUACUUUACACUUCCUUAGGCAAAAUAGCACCCGUGCGCGUUUUAAUGAAGGUACCGAAACCGGAGAAAUUGCCACCCGGUUUACCCGAAAAUGUUUACACGUCACCUUGGAUGCCGCAGAUUGCAAUAAUGAAGCAUCCUAAGAUAAGAGCCUUCAUCACACAUGGCGGACUCAUGGGCACGCAGGAAGCGAUAACAUACGGCGUCCCAAUGAUCGGUAUACCACUCUUUGCCGAUCAAUUUAUGAAUAUUGAUGCAUACGUUGCCAGAAACAUUGCCGUGAGAUUGGACAUUAAUAAAAUGACGGAAAAAGAUAUGGACGCGGCCUUACAUGCAGUCUUAUGGGAUCCUAUAUACAAAGACGCUGCUCGAAAUCUGUCUGAAAAAUUCCUCGAUCGUCCGAUGAACGCACUUGAUACCGCCAUUUAUUGGAUCGAAUAUGUUAUUAAAUACGGUAGCAAUGUUUUGCGAUCGCCCGCAAUGGAUUUGACCUGGUGGCAAUUAUCUCUCGUCGACGUGUUUGUCUUUCUUCUACUUUGUAUAAUUAUUGUUAUCAUUGUUGUAAUAUACAUCGCGCGUUUCUUGUUAAAAUUGAUAAAUGGAAAUAAUCACAGUUCGUUGCAUUCAAAGAAAAAAAUUAAUUUGAAAAUGCAGAUGUUAAAAGUCAUAUUUCUUUGGUUGUUCUGCUUAUCGACAUGUCAUGGAUAUCGUUUGCUCGGGCUUUUCCCCUAUCACAGUAAAAGCCACUUUAUUAUGUUCGAACAAUUGAUGAAGGGUUUGGCUAGGAAGGGUCAUCAGGUCGACGUAAUCAGUCCCUUUCCAUUAAAAAAACCUUAUCCGAAUUACAACGAUAUUGUGAAGCUUGCACCGCCUAUGACAUUAAUAAACAAUGUGUCGUACGAAGUCAUGCAAGUUGUGUUGAGCACGAAUCCAGUACAUGCUAUUUCAAUAAUGGCAGGCAAUGAUGUUUGCAUGUAUUUAGAAAAUCCGGCGAUACAAGAGCUGACGCGUAAUCCACCGAAAGAUCCACCUUAUGAUGCGGUAUUUAUGGAACUCUUUGGUGCUCACUGUUUCGGAAUCUUCGCGCACUUGUGGAACAUCCCUCUGAUCGGAGUCAGUUCAGCGACGUUAUAUCCAUGGCUACCAUCAAUAAUCGCUCAACCAGAAAGUUUGGCUUUCGUCCCGAACAAUUGUGUAAGACUCGCUAGUCCCAUGAAUUUCUGGCAACGUUUAUACAAUAUGGUGCACACGCUAUAUAAUACGUUGUACUUCAAUUAUUUCACGAGAGCGCAAAAUGAGAUAAUAAGAAAGAACUUUGGACCUGACAUGCCGGGUGUACGGGAACUGGAGUCCAAGGUGGCGUUGAUCCUCAUCAAUUCCCACAUCUCUCUACAUGGGAUCCAACCAAUGACACCUGCCGCCGUGGACGUAGGGGGACUGCAUGUCCAGGAUGAAGGCUUAACGUUGCAACCUGAUUUGGAGAAGUGGAUAAACGAUGGCAAAGACGGUUUCGUCUAUUUCACUUUCGGCUCGAUGGUAAUGAUCGAGACGUUUCCUCGUGAAUUUCUGAAUAUAAUGUACGCUUCCUUAGGCAAAAUAGCACCCGUGCGCGUUUUAAUGAAGGUACCGAGACCGGAGAAAUUGCCACCCGGUUUACCCAAAAAUGUUUACACGUCAUCUUGGAUGCCGCAGAUUACAAUAAUGAAGCAUCCUAAGAUAAGAGCCUUCAUCACACAUGGCGGACUCAUGGGCACGCAGGAAGCGAUAACAUACGGCGUCCCAAUGAUCGGUAUACCACUCUUUGCCGAUCAAUUUAUAAAUAUUGAUGUAGUCGUUGCCAGAAACAGUGCCGUGAAAUUAGAUCUUCAUAAAAUGACGGAAAAAGACAUGGACGCGGCCUUAAACGCAGUCUUAUGGGAUCCUAUAUACAGAGAAUCUGCUCGAAAUCUGUCUGAAAAAUUCCUCGAUCGACCGAUGAACGCACUUGACACUGCCAUUUAUUGGACUGAAUAUAUAAUUAAACAUGGCAGUGAUGCUUUACGAUCGCCCGCAAUGGAUUUGACCUGGUUUCAAUUAUAUCUCAUCGACGUGCUUAUCUUUCUUCUAUUUUGUAUAAUAAUUAUUAUCAUCGUAGUAAUAUUCAUAGUGCGUUUAUUGUUGAAAAUGAGUGGAAAUAAUCACAGUUCAUUAUAUUCAAAGAAAGGAAUUAAUCACAUUAAGUUUAAAUAGACGCAUUUAUUGUUCUUUAUUUAAUACAUAUUAUGCAUUUUAAAAGACAACAGUUAUAUUUUUAAUAAAUACACUGUCGAAUAAUGAAGGACGAAUAAAGAAUAAUUUUAUUUUUUAU